This is a messenger RNA of Trichoderma asperellum CBS 433.97, 507 nucleotides long. NCBI's taxonomy places the organism in Eukaryota, Fungi, Ascomycota, Sordariomycetes, Hypocreales, Hypocreaceae. The record is from RefSeq and is a predicted model, not a curated record.
AUGGGCCUGGGCGCCGUACCACCAGAACUGAUUCUCAAUAUCGCCAGAUUCUUACACUUGCGGAGGGACGUCAACGCCCUGGCCAGGGUGAACCAGUACCUAUACGCCAUCCUAGAUCCGGUUCUCUACCAUGGCAGUGCCAAACGUCUUUCCGGCUAUGUCCUUCAAUGGGCCACGAGGAAUGACAGCGUCCAAACAGUAAAGAAAGCACUGCAAUACGGGGCUUAUCCCAACGCAGUCGAAAUCGGCGAGAACUGUGCCCUCAGAUUCGCUGUAGAGCAUGGGCAUCUGGCAAUUGUCAAGCUCCUGCUCGACCAUGGCGCCAUCAUUCGCGACCCAAUGAUCCUGGGAACCGCCGCUCUCCACGGGUUCGACGAGAUAACGAAGUUGCUCCUCGACCAUGGGGCAAGCCCGAAUGCCGUGGCAUGUCAGGGCAAGACUCCUCUCCUGCUCGCCGCACAGAAAGGGAGUGAGACUACUUUUGCAUUGCUCUUGCAGCGUGGAGCC